AUGUUUCACGUCUCUCGAGAAGCGCGCCUUCGCUUGUCUCAAGUGCGCCCACGCUCGUCGUGCGGCCACGUCAAAGUGCCUUCGCGUGCAAGCCAACUCGCUGGCCCCCCCCCGCGCCCGAGAGCCUACAUCGGGAGACAGCUGUCGAUUACCGCGUCUGUCGAGCCGACGAUCCUGCACCUCGAGUCCCGAUCGAGAUCACUUCAUGUCACGUGGAGCGACCAGCGGACCAGUCAGGUACUGUCGUCAAAGCCGGACUUUUCGGCGUUUCCGAACCGCACGUAUUGCGUGCUAACACAUCGAGGACAGUUUCAUUGGAAUUGGCUGAGAGACCAUUGCCAAAAGGCAACAAACGCGUCUAAAUUAAAAACAAACGCUUUGAAUUUAUCGCCGCCCAAAACUGGACCUGUCAAAACGGCCAUCAUUGCAAACACCCUGGAAGUUGCCUGGGAUGACGGACUUCGAUCCAUCUAUCCGCUCGACUGGCUGAGACGGAACGACUACUCCGCCACCGCACAGAGGAGUCUCCAACUAGAAACUGCGCCCAUUUCUUGGAACAAGGAAGAAUUCCAAAAUCACGGCAUGCCAACCUACGAAUACCGUUCAAUUCUAGAAGACGAAAGAACUCUCUAUCGUCUUCUCAGCGAUGUCAACCUUCUCGGAGUCGCCGUCGUCAGACAAUCAGGAACCGGCGAAAACGUCGUGCGCGAUUUGGCCUCGAAGCUGGCGUCUGAAAACUUCAUGACUUAUGAAGGCGUGCAAGACGUCACGCUGACAACUCCAGACGUCCAAGACUCGGAACUCUCGUCUCCUCAUCAGGACAUGUGUUAUUACGAAUCUCCUCCGGGAAUUCAAAUCGUACAAUGUCUGAGCGACGGCGGAGAGGCCAAAUUCCUGGAUGGGUUUCGACUGGCGCAAAACUUGAGGAAAAAUGCCCCCGCACAUUUCGAGCUGCUCAGCCUUCUCAGACAGCCGUUCGAGUCCAUGGGCGAACGUCACCGCCUUUUGUAUGCACAUCCUAUUAUUGGCGUAUACAAUUCUGAAGUGAGGGGAAUAUGUUGGUCGCCCCCGUACGAGGGAGUUCUCAACAUAUACCCAGAAUUUGUUGAAGUUUACUACGAAGCGAAAAAAAACUUCUCAAUGAUGAUUAGUGAUCCGGAAUACGUUGUCUGCCACUCGAUGCAACCUGGAGAAGUCCUCGUUGUCAACAAUCGCCGAGUAUUGCAUGCCUAUACGGCCUCUGCCGAACAGUGCAGGUAUCGGUGUCUGCACGUGAACCUCGAUCACUAUUUGAGCAGGCUUCGCGAGCUGGCUCAGGACUACGCAGAAAAACACGACGUCAUUCAUCAAUGUGGGAAUUGA
Schistocerca gregaria is the source of this 1362-nucleotide messenger RNA. RefSeq names its product trimethyllysine dioxygenase, mitochondrial-like. Bases 1 to 1362 code for a protein of 453 amino acids. Gene Ontology annotation, cellular component: mitochondrion. The record is from RefSeq and is a predicted model, not a curated record. The transcript is spliced from 7 exons. Gene Ontology annotation, biological process: carnitine biosynthetic process. Lineage: Eukaryota; Metazoa; Arthropoda; Insecta; Orthoptera; Acrididae. Gene Ontology annotation, molecular function: oxidoreductase activity.